AUGAAGUUCAUACCCUCCCUUACCGGUUUCUUCGUCCUUCAAGGCGUUUGCGCCUCACCUCUCCCGGGCGACGCCCGGGGCAAGCCUAAGUGCCAGCACAAGGAUAAGUCUUGCUGUAACUAUGAGGACCAGUAUAGCCCCGACUACGCAGAUAACGAAUUCUAUGGCCACCGUCACACCAUAUAUGUCCGCGCCCACGAGAGUAUCCAGAGUGCCAUCAAUAAGGCCUCCCCCGGUGAUAAAAUCAUUGUUGUCGGCGGCGUUCACGUCGAGCAGCUAACCAUCUCCAAAGAUGGCAUCGAGCUCAUCGGCAAGGGUGCCAUUCUGGUCCCUCCUCAGAAGCCCAGCAAGAAUCAGUGCUCGGGCCUAAGUGGCCCCAAUACUGAGGCUGGCAUCUGUGUGCAAGGGAAAGGCAUCAAACUGGACAAGUUCGUCAUAGAGCACCGCAAGGUGCUGUCGGUAAAGAGGCCCGUCAAAGGUGUUUCUAUCAUCGGCUUCGACGUCCGCAAAUUCUCUGGCAUUAAUAUUGCCAUCGUCGGUGCUAGGAAUACCCACGUUAGUAAGAACACGCUCACCGACGGUGCCAGGUAUGGCUUCCUCACGGCUGGCUCGACCGAGACUCUAGUCGAGGACAACAAGGUCUCAUAUACGGGCCCGGGACUUCAGGCGAUCGCUAUUUGCAUGGACAACUUCUCCGAUGUUCAGAUCAAGAAGAACGAGGUCAAAAAUCACGGUGUCGGUCUCUGUGUCCAGACUAAUGGCGCAGACGUGCAUCAUAAUAAGAUCUCGCAGUCCUGCUAUGGUAUCUUUGUCGAUCCCGGCGUUACUCGCGCCAAGAUUCGUCACAACUACGUCGGCCCGAGUGACCCUGGCUGCCAGGACGCUUCCGGCAUACUCGUUGAUGGCGCAGUCGGUUCGAGAGUUAGCGACAAUGUUAUUGAAGGGCAGAAGAACAAGGGUACUGCUGCAGGCCUGGUGGUCAUUGACGAGGAAUGCCUCCCAACCGAUCCCUUAUUCGGCCUGUCUUGCCUGACUCUCGGGCGCAAGGCCAUCCCUUCAGACAACAUCUUCCUCCGGAAUACAUUCAAGGAUAACGAUGUUGAUAUUUUUGUUAACACGACCGGCAAGAACAACGAGUUCAGGUGUAACUCUUGCAAAACAUCGAACCUUAAGGGCCUGUGCGCAAAAUGA
Molecule: messenger RNA, 1191 nt
Organism: Purpureocillium lilacinum
Lineage: Eukaryota; Fungi; Ascomycota; Sordariomycetes; Hypocreales; Ophiocordycipitaceae
Source: RefSeq, a predicted model, not a curated record